Messenger RNA from Lizanozyma spartinae, 4377 nucleotides. RefSeq lists its product as uncharacterized. Gene Ontology annotation, molecular function: protein binding. NCBI's taxonomy places the organism in Eukaryota, Fungi, Ascomycota, Pichiomycetes, Serinales, Debaryomycetaceae. The record is from RefSeq and is a predicted model, not a curated record. The coding region runs from base 1 to 4377 and encodes 1458 amino acids. The transcript has a single exon.
AUGAUCGUUAAGGUGAAGCCCCCCCAUACUAAUAAAGAAUCCUUACCUCAGAAGUUAGUUAGACUAUCAAAAGAUGAACUCCUCCAAAGAGAUGUAUUGGGUAGAACAAUCUUGCAUGUUAUAGUGCUAUGUAACCGUUACGACUUGUUGCGUCAUUUACUUAAGAAUCCUUUUAUAAAGCACAUUUUCCUUUUCAUUGACUACGAAAGUGGAUGGAACGUUCUUCAUUAUGUGGUAUUCUACAGACGCAUGCAAUGUCUCAAGUGUCUCCAGGAUUACUUUAGGAGUGACGCCUCUGGGAUGACGUUUGGUGACUUGCUUCGAUGCAAGGACAGAAACAGACUCACACCUAUGCAACUCAUACAUAACAAUUAUAAGGAUUUGAUGUUAGUUCCCACGUGUAUCAACGAGACCAAUGAGUUUGAGUUGGAAAAACGUAUACGACGCCAUCGACUAGUGAAUGAAUACGACGAUCCCACCAACUCGUGGUGGUGUGACGCUAGAGGUGGCAGUGAAGUGUAUGUGUUUGGGGCCAAUAAUAAUAACAACUUGGGAGUUGGUGAUACGUCAGAUCGUAUAGCCCCCACAAGACUAUCACAUAAGUUUUUCAAGGCAAAUAUGACCAGUCAUAUCCACAAUUUCAACGGCUUACCGAUGCCGCGGUACAAAGAGUUUCGGGUGUCCAAGUACCAUUCGGUGCUUAUUACUAGGAAUCGGAACGUCUACACUUGUGGUAUUGGGUCGUACGGUAGAUUGGGCCAUUCUCGGGGUAAUUUGGCCAAUCAAUAUAACUUCAAACUAGUUGAAGACUUGAAGGCAGAGACAGUGGCCGUAUCAAAUAACCACACGGUAGUCCUUGGAGUUGAUGGUGGUGUUUAUGGUUGGGGUGCAAAUAACUAUUACCAAUUGGGAGUUAUUGGUCCCGGGAAUGAAAGCAGGGGGGGGUCACUAGUUGAUUUCCCCAAUGCUUUUGAAGCUACUCCAAUCCAUAUAAAUACUGGAGAAUUAAAAAAUGGUGGUGUUCUGCGUCGUAAUCCGAUUAAAGGAGUGUCUGUCUCCAAGAUCCAUUCCUUGGUGUACACUGAUUAUGAAGUGUAUUCUUGGGGUCUUUCCAUCGGGCAAAUGGGAUUCUCUACCGACUCUUCACGUACCAUUGACUUCAGAUACAAAGACGAAACGUAUAAGGGACAAUUCCAAAGUAAACCCAAAGCCAUAUCAUUCAGAGAUGAGAUUAAACUUGUGGAAACUUGUGAAACAUGUACUUGUGUGAUCACUGUGUUAAAUGAUAUCCAUGUUCUUUACAAUUAUCAACAUAUAAAGCUUCCUAAGAUCCCUGUGAAGGCAUCAGAUAAGCAAUUUGAUUUUUUCAAACCAGCUGUGUUAACAAGAGCAAGACAGAUAGUUAAAGUAUGUUUCCGAGACCUUGGAUAUAUUGCACUAUUAAUGGACAGUGGAGAUGUUUUAGGGUUUGAUUUGACAAAAGAUAUCAAGAGUAUCAAAUACUCUUCAAUUUGGAAACCAUACAACGAAGAUAUGAACGUAGUUGACUUGGAUAUUUCUCAUGAUGGUUCCAUUAUUUUGUGUACCAGAGAUGGAUCCGUGUUUCGAAAGAACAAUGGCUCGAAACUGAGACAGAAUUCAAUUUCUGGAACAACUAUGACUCCAACUUUCAUUAAUACUGUGACAAAUACUAAAUUUAAAAGAUUAGAUGGCAUAAAUAAAGUGGUUAAAGUGUCAUGCGAUGCCAAUUUUACUUCCUUUGGGUUCAUUCGUGAUUCAAUGGAUGCUUUACCAUUGAAAGUUCAUUUGAAUGAUUUCCUUAUUGAUUUUUCCCAUUUAAGUUGCACCAUGAUGGCACCAGAGGAUAGGAAGCAAGAUCAAUUGUUUAAGUCUGACCAUGAUGGUGGAGCCAAUUUCUAUAUCCGAGAUUUUGCGUAUCCUCAUGAUAAUUUUGACGAUGAUAAUGAUGAAAUGAUGGUUGAUAAUAAGUCCAAGUCACUGGACGACAUUUUACUUUCGUCUUUUAAAUCAAAAUAUGACUACAGCAAGAAUAAGCCACCGACUUCAUUAGAAACGUACAAGCGAUGGAGUUUAGCAUCACCAUAUGUUAUACCCGUAGAUUUGACUUAUUGGGAGGAAGUAUUUAAUAAGGCGUCCACUACCUCUUAUAGUGGCUAUGAUUGUUUCUUUGAGUUUCAAGAUUACCCUACUAUCAGAAUAGGUGCCCAUAAGUCUGUUCUUAAAGUAAGAUCUGUGUUGUGCAAGAAGUUGUUUCUGGACCAAGAGGGUUCUCUAUUUGAUAAUGGACAUGUACGACUUUUUUAUGACUCCAGUGAUAGCACCUUGAGAUUUGAAAGUGGCAUAAACUUGAAGGUGUUUUUGAUGUUAAUUCAUUAUAUUUAUACGAACGAAGUCGUUGUGUUGGCAGACGACAGUUAUGAUCAUCUGGACAUUUCCCCUAGCGAAAAUUCACCAGAAUACAAAGCGCUCAAAAGUGAUUUUGAUAACAUGGUUUAUACGUUUCAGAUUGGAGUCAAUACUUCACAUUCUUCUACUCAGUUGUUUGUAGAGAAAUUUGGGCCAGCACUUCUUAAUGUGGAAGAUGGAGAUAAAGACUUGAUAGUUAAGUUAAGUGACGGUCAAAUAAAGUGUCAUACAUACAUAUUGAUAUGCAGAUCAGCAUAUUUUGAGACUCUUUUCUCUCAGAGAUGGCAUGAAGAGAACCAUAAUAAUAAUAAUAAUAAUAAGACAAAUGAACUUGGAUUAGAGUUGGAAAAUAUCACAUGUCUUCAAUUUGAAACUAUUUUACGAUAUUUGUAUGGGGUUUGUGAUGCAGAAGUCUUCAAUACCGUUCAAUCAACGGUUGGUAAUUCCUUUGAGUUUGCUAACUUCCUACUUGAGCUCAUGGAGAUAGCUGAUCAAUUCUUGUUGUUGCCAUUGAAAACCUUAUGUGAACUUGCACUCAAAGAUAUGAUUACCUUGGACGAUGUGUUAGUGCUAACGAUCCAUUCAGACAACUUAAAAGCUAAAAAGCUCUUUUUAAAUUGUGCAUGGAUUUUAUUUGACAACUUGGAGCUUUUGAUAUUUGAAUUAUCUGAGCUUUCAUACACACUUUUACAAAAGAUUGAAGAACAAUUUGAAGUUUUGAGCAAAUGCCGACAAUCAUCAUCUUUCGACGACCUGAUCAAAAGCAAACAACACUGGUUUGAAGACCAGGGUAUGGUUGCUUUAUUUGUGAAUGAUGUUAAGGGGUUCAAUGAAAUAUUCAUGAGUGAUAAAAAAGGGUAUCUGUCCUUUAAACCAUUAAUUGAUAUUAAAUAUGAUUCCAAAACAAAUCCUCCUAUUGAUGUGCAGAAUAAAAAAAGGAGGUCCAGAAAGAGUUCUACCAGAAACUCUGUGAAUGCUUUGAAUGACCUAAGAAACAGUUUGGCCAAUGACCUUGUGCUUGAAAGAAACCAUUCUGAAAAUGCCAUUGAUGAUAAUGAUUUUGAAACAGUGGUUUAUGGUCGUCGUAAGUCAUCAAGUCUCAAACCUAUAAAACAGACUUCUCCUCCUGCUGCAGCUAUUAAGCUGAACUUGGUUUCAAAUAUUAUUGUUUCAUCAGUAGGUUUGAAACUGACUACGUCAACCGGGUCGGUGAAUCUGACAAACUCUUCAACGCCGACACAAUCCAGCCAUGACAGAUUCCCCUCCUUAGGUAUGGCUUGGAAGAAUGGGUCGACCCUGAGUAUUGGGUCAUCGUCGGGUUCUCCCAAGGCUACAGAAGUAGUAGCUAAAGGAACCACAGUGGUUGAGGAACAGCGGAUCUCUGAAACAAAGACUGCCAUCAAUAAGAAGGUGCUUCUGAAGCCAAUCAUGCGGAUCUCUCAAAAGCAACGUAAGAAAUUGGCUCAAGAAGCCAACGACGAAACCAUGGCGAGUGGUUUCAAUCAGGUGCCAAAAGCUGCUGCUUCAACUCCUAUGGCACCAUGGACUGCGCCAAAUGGCGGUAGUGGUGAUUACCGCGAGAAAUCUGUGGAGUCGUCGUCGACCCAGAGGAAACUUUCUCUGACAUUGGCUUCGUUGCCAAUGUUGGGGACGACAUCCAAGACGACUCCGACUCCGACUCCGACCCCCUCCUUGACGGAAAUAAUGUUGGAGGAAUCAUUGCGGACUGAACAGCAGCCAGUUAUUCAAAAGACCUUCUUGGAGAUCCAACAAGAAGAAGAGUUCAACCGAUGGUGGCAAGAAGAAGCUGCUAGGGUUCAAAGGGAGAUGGGACUGAAUUCCGAGCCCAAGUCAACCAAGAAGAAGAAUAAGAAAGGAUCCAAUAAGAAUCACCAAGAGGGUGACGUUAAGAAGAGAAGCAGGAAACCAAAGAACGUUACCGCUAAAUAG